This is a messenger RNA of Entamoeba dispar SAW760, 1062 nucleotides long. RefSeq lists its product as uncharacterized. The transcript has a single exon. The record is from RefSeq and is a predicted model, not a curated record. The coding region runs from base 1 to 1062 and encodes 353 amino acids. Lineage: Eukaryota; Evosea; Mastigamoebida; Endamoebidae.
AUGAAAUUAGGAUAUAAUGAAAUAAUGAUAACAUCAAUGUAUUUUAAUGAUAUUAAUGAUUUUAUUAAUUUAGAAAUGGGUGUUAAAAGAUUUCAAGGAAAUAUGGAACGAUUUCAUUUUAAUCCAAUUCCUUUAAAUCAUUAUUCAAGAAAAUUGUUUCCUAAUAUUGAAACAUUUCAUAUUUAUAAUAAAGAAGAUAAAAUAUUUAAUGAUGGAAAAAUAUUUAAAAAAAUAAUAUGGUACAAAGUAGAUUAUUCAACAUAUUUAAAAGAAAAAGAACAAGGAAAUAUAUGUAAAAAUAUAGAAUAUACAAAAGAAGAUAGAUGGAAAUAUGGAAAUACAAUACCACCAGAAGUUAAAUCACUUGGAUAUGAAUGUUUUUAUGAAUGUUCAUUAUUAACAACAAUUAAUAUACCAUCAUCUGUUAAUGAAUUAGGAUAUGAUUGUUUUAAUGGAUGUAAAUCAUUAAAAUCAAUUAAUAUACCAUCAUCUGUUAAUAAAAUAGGAAGUUAUUGUUUUUAUCACUGUUUAUCAUUAACAUCAAUUAAUAUACCAUCAUCAGUUAUAUCAAUAGGAGAUGGUUGUUUUUCAGGAUGUUCAUCAUUAACAUCAAUUAAUAUAGAUAAUAUACAAUUUAUCAGUGAAGAAAGAAUAUUUAUGAAUGAACCAGUGUUAAUUAGUAUUAAAAUACCUGACAAUCUAGAAAUAAUUAAUGGAAAGAAUAUUUUCAAGAAAGAUAUCAAUGAAUUUAUUAUUCCUUCUUCAAUUACUAAAUUAGGAUAUGGUUGUUUUUCUAACUGUGAUUCAUUAACAACAAUUAAUAUACCAUCAUCAAUUAAAGAAAUAGGAGAUUAUUGUUUUGAUGGAUGUUCAUCAUUAAAAUCAAUUAACAUACCAUCAUCAGUUAUAUCAAUAGGAGAUGGUUGUUUUUCAGGAUGUUCAUCAUUAACAUCAAUUAAUAUACCAUCAUCAAUUAUAUCAUUUGGAAAUAGUUGUUUUUGUGGAUGUGAAGAAGAAUUAAAGAGGAAUGAAAGAAUACCAAGCUAUUGCUUUGAUGAAUAG